UCAACACAGUUGAGAUCCAAUCAACAUUCAGAGUUGUUUUCAUUUCUAAUCUCACAACUUUUCAUUUAUUUUCCUCUUUAAUUGUGAUAAUCUUUUACUGUCACCAGUUAAUUGUAACAAUUUACCAACUAUUAGUGUUAGAGUAACAUGAUUACGUUAAAAAAAUCAACAGAUAAUCAAGUUAAUCAACUAAUUAAAUGUUUAUUUCUCCUUGUGUUUACCUUUAAAUUGGUUAAUGCAACUCUCACACCAGAUGAUAUAGUUACUAGUAAACAGAAGAAAUUGGAAACUAGUGGAUUAACUAAUAACUCGCUGGUUUCUAGAGGUUUAAUUGUUUCUUCACCCAAAGUAAAAGACAUUCUGAAGGAACAUUCAAUUUACUCUGAGGAAAAUGUUUCCGAUCGUUUUGUUAAUGGAACCGUUUUAGGUUAUGUUACUCCGUGGAAUGGUGAAGGUUAUGAUAUUGCCCGAACCUUUGCCAAAAAGUAUACCCAUAUAUCUCCUGUUUGGUUACAGUUGAAGUUGAAUGAAGAUGAGGAAACCACCAGAAUUGAAGGAACUCAUGAUAUUGAUUCAAAAUGGAUGGAAGAUUUAAAGACAAUUAAUCCAAAUUUGAAAAUAGUUCCCAGAGUUAUUCUUGACAAUUGGUAUAAUUCACAGUUGAUUGUUUUACUAACCAAUUCUAAAUUGUCCUCAUAUAUUGGAAGGCAACUUGCUGAACUUGCAAAGAAAUGGCAAUUUGAUGGAUUCGUAUUGGAAAUGUGGUCUGCCUUUGCUGCUCAACAAAAGUCUGAUGUAAUUGAAAUCAUCUCUAAAAUCUAUGCUCAUUUCAAGAAAAAUAAAAUUCAACUCAUUUUGGUUGUACCUCCACCGAUUCAUUAUGGAGGAAGAGUUGGUUUAUUUGUGAAAGAAGAUGCUGAAAGACUUGCUCCUUAUGUCCAUGGAUUCUCAUUGAUGACCUACGAUUAUUCAAAUGCCCAGAGACCAGGGCCAAAUAGUCCAAUUAAAUGGAUUCGUGAGUGUGUCAAGUUAAUUGCUCCAAAAGCUACAAGUCCAAUUAGAAAGAAAUUACUUGUUGGAUUAAAUUUCUAUGGAAUGGAUUAUUCACCAACCGGUGGAUCAGCAAUUCUUGGCAAACAAUAUAUUGAAAUAUUGGAAAGAUCUAAACCUAAAUUAAUCUGGGAUGAAACUUCAUCUGAACAUUACUUUGAAUACAAAUCUGGAGCUGGUCGAAAUCGAGUAUUUUAUCCAUCACUUAUGUCCAUUCACAAACGAAUUCAAUUGUUAAAUGAACUUGGAACUGGUUUAUCAAUUUGGGAAAUCGGCCAAGGAUUAAAGUAUUUUCAAGAUCUUCUUUAAAUUGUUAACCUAAACAAUCAAAAUUCACCGAAAGCACAAUCAAUUGAAUCAUAAUCAUAAAGGAUCAAUCAACUCACUACACCAGUUUAAUUGGUAUGAAAUUGACCAAACAUUAAAUUCCAAUCCAUUUAUUUUACUCUCAAUUCAAUCAACUAUAAACAAUUCAAAUUGUUUCGAAAAGUUUUUACAAACUAAUUGUAAAUAAUUGAAAAUCUAGCAAAAUUUUAUCAAUUGAUAAACAAGAUUGAACAAA
This is a messenger RNA of Panonychus citri (citrus red mite), 1612 nucleotides long. Its product is annotated as chitinase domain-containing protein 1-like. The coding region runs from base 148 to 1359 and encodes 403 amino acids. The transcript is spliced from 9 exons. Gene Ontology annotation, biological process: carbohydrate metabolic process. The record is from RefSeq and is a predicted model, not a curated record. Lineage: Eukaryota; Metazoa; Arthropoda; Arachnida; Trombidiformes; Tetranychidae. Gene Ontology annotation, molecular function: chitin binding; oligosaccharide binding. Gene Ontology annotation, cellular component: extracellular region.